UCUCCCUUCCCGACGCACCAACGGUCACAUCGGUCACAUUUCUCUCUGCAAACUGCCCCCCUCGAACAUGAAAACCCACCACCAUAGCAUAGAUUCUCCACCUCUCUCUCUCUCUCUCUCUUGGUAAACAAUAAUGGCUGCUUCGUCUUCCUCCCCAUCUCUUCUCCUCCGCCUGGUAACCGUGCUCUCCACAGCCCACUUUCUCUGCCAGCUGGUGGCCCAGGCGGCGAGCGGCGGAGGAGCGGGAGCGGAGGAACUGUGGUGCGUGGCGAAGAACAACGCGGAGACGGCGGCGCUGCAGAGGGCGCUGGACUGGGCUUGCGGCGCCGGCGGCGCUGACUGCCGGGCCAUCCAACAAGGCGGCGCCUGCUACGACCCCGCCGACAUGUUCAAAACGGCGUCGUACGCCUUCAACGACUACUUCCUCAAGAACGACCUCACCGACGACAGCUGCAACUUCGCCGGCACCGCCGCCCUCACCUCUCUCAACCCCAGUGAGGGUAGCUGCAAAUUUCCAUCCAGCUCGACUGUGAAGAAUGGGAGCUUUGCAGGGAUGCAAACGACAGUGGGAAUAGGCCCAGCAAGCGCAGAUACAAGUGCCGGCAAUCAUGGCAGCAGCGGUGGUACGCGGCGGCGUUGGGCGGCGGCGAUCGCCAUUCAGCUGUUCUAUGCGAUCACAGUGGCUUGUAGAGCCGUGUAAAGCUCAGCCCUCUUCUUCUUCCCUAUCUGUGUAAUCUUGAAGCUACGCAUAGUGAACUAACUUUAGUCCACUUGACAGUUAAUUAAGGUUGGAAAAAAUUAAUUUGAUCUUCUUAAUGGAGUCUUUUGUUUUAUUUUUUCCCUUAACAAAAGGGGAAACCCUAGAUGAGAGUAGCACGUCAAAGAAUUUGGAAGUACAACAUUAGAGAUUGUUUUUAAGUUUUAGGGUUUAGAGAUUUUUGAGUCUCGA
Diospyros lotus (date-plum) is the source of this 949-nucleotide messenger RNA. RefSeq names its product PLASMODESMATA CALLOSE-BINDING PROTEIN 5-like. The transcript has 3 exons. Lineage: Eukaryota; Viridiplantae; Streptophyta; Magnoliopsida; Ericales; Ebenaceae. The coding region runs from base 134 to 700 and encodes 188 amino acids. The record is from RefSeq and is a predicted model, not a curated record.